GAUCAUGGGAUACAGAAUGUUGAGUCCUCACGUGUCAAAUGUGGAGGAUGUUUCCAUUGGAUUCAGCUAAACAAGGACCGUGAAUUCUGUCCGGCGAAUUGGCUGCAACAUAAGGGAAAAUGUUCGCAGAUCAAUGGUAAAGCAAAUGUGCGAGUCGCUGGUGAAAACAUUUCAGCUCGUCCCAGGGUUCCUGUACCAAAAGAUGGAUCUGGAAAUGUGCAUUCGGAAGAGAGUCUGUGGACGGAGAAAGAAAAACGGGCCUUGUAUGAGGCUUUGCGGGCAUGGGCACGAUGGGAGGUGAAUGCAAAGGAAGGAUAUGUGUCGUCAAUGCAUUGUGAAGGAGUGACGAAGAAUAAUGAUUUAAUUUGUGAUGCUUGCCAUGGGGUUGCUCAUGAUGAGUCUUUCAAAAGGGCUGUGCAAGAGUCAAAACUCCCACAGGAGCAGCAGCAUGCGAUUCACGCGGCACGAGACACUUUCACACCACAUACUCUGAAAAAUGCCGAUGCCCUUGAUUUACAAGAUAAGCUCAAUGAUCCAAUUGUUUGGAAUGCCCAUCACCUACUUCAACGCGGAAAUGAUGCAGAAUGCUUCCUGGAGCUGUUUAAAGCUGCACGGGAUGGUCAACUCCAAGGCCGCCAGACGUUUCAAGAGCUGUGUAUGGUGCUUGCUGACCAGCUCAAGCAUGACACCUCGAACAACAAAAAACUGAAGUAUGGUAUUCGCUACCCAAAGAAUUUCCUUAAUUUCAUGACACUUGUGCGCUCAUACGGAGGAGACUCGGCUCGUCAGUAUGGCAUUAUUACUUCUCAGCUGGCUGGACCUUCUCCACGUCACUUGAGGACUCUUACGGCAAGAUCAGAGGAUGCUCUUCAAAAUCCAAAUCUUGUUAUUGAGAAUAUAGCACAUGUGAAGCGCUUUGUCGAUUCUCUCAACUAUAAAGGGCCUAUCAUCAUAGCUGGUGAUUGUACGAAGCUUCGAAGCCACCUGACCUAUUCCAAUGACUUUGGCAGUCAUAUUCUUGGCUCUGUGCUACCGUAUGAGGAGUGCAAAGUUGAUGAAGUGGAGGAUAUUGCACGAGUUAUUGACACCAUCAAGAAGAAGAAUGCAAUGGCUACACAAGUCAGAGAAAUCCUCGCACAGGUUCCAUUACCCGGCUGUCAACCUCAAGUUAUUGCCUUGUUACCGACUAAUGGCAAAGACAAUGGUGUCGGGAUUCACGCUGAACACAUGAAGAUCAUUUGUAUGGCAGGGUGGCUUGGGCUUCCCAUAGUGGCACUUGCGGCUGAUGGUGCAGCCUCAGAGCUACUUGCACAGACACUAAUGGAUCAAGAGCAGUCAGAGCAAGAACGCCUUACCUACGAUUACAAGAUCUAUGGAUUCCAUCUUCGUGUACCCAUUUUUGCUGGUACGGGGCCUAUGGUCUCUAUUUCGGAUCCACCCCAUGGUCAUAAAACAUGCCGAAAUCAGCCUCAACAUGGCACACAUACGGCUAGCCUAGGCAUUGGCAUUGUUGUGAAUAGUUCCUUUCUGGAUCUUCACGCUACAGGGGAGUCUGGACUUGUCCUUGGUGAUGUGCAAAAUGUAGAUAAGCAAGACGAUGGUGCUGCAUUCCUAUUAUUCAAUUACGUGGCUCUCUUGGCGACCACAGUGCCUGUUGACGAGGGACAAAGCUUCAAUAUCUUCAACCGCCUCUGCGACACUCUUAUCCUGCUUGUUCUUGCCUAUGCACGUUUCUAUCCUGACCAACUGUUCUGCAUUUGGAUGUUUGGAACGCACUUUGUGGAGCACUUUUUUGGCAUCUCACGGCAACUACUGCCAAACUAUGCAUACGCAGAAUUGUUGAAGAUUGUUCAGCACAUAAUGCUUCGACAACACCUUCUCAUGUCAGGUCAAUUCAACGAGAAGCGGGAGAAACUAUCGCGGGUCGGCUACAUUAUCGAAUAUAGCAGUUCACCAUUGUCUCAACGUGAAAAGCACAACCUGCUUGUCACAGUAACAAGUGCACAUCUUGAUGCAAUCGUUGAGUUAGGUUUCCAUGAAGCGACUGCGUUUUGCAAAGAGCUGCUGCACAUCCCAACAAUUCGCCCAACAAUUCAAUCACCCCUUGCACUAAUACCCCUGGGUGCCUCACCACAGCGUACACGCCCAAAGACUGCAGACAGGACAUCAGCCAUCCCAGACAGUAAUGACGACAUCGACUCUGAUUCCUCCGUGGAUACUGAUAGUGGUGGCAACAACAAUUCGGAUGACGAUGACGCAUCGCCUCUGUUGGAUUCUAUCACUGGGGAAGCCAUUUCUCGGGCAGUGACACAGUCCACAAUGCGCUAUGCAGCACUAUGUGAGGACUAUGAUCGUGUCAUAGCUGACAUACCCAGUUCUGGGCCGACUCGGACAUCACUAGCAGAACAUGUGGCCUUGGAAGAUUUGAAGACAGCAGGGGCUGCCUCUAAUGUCGAGCCUGUAUUAGCCAUGGCCAAGAGUGCACUUUUUGAUGAUGACGGGAAGUUAUCUAUACCUCAUAUUUUGAAUGCUCGCAAGUCCCAUCAGUCGGAGACAAAGGUUCACUCGGAGCGUGUCAUCACCAUUGACCCAAAAUUUGUACUGCAUCGUGUUAUCGAGGAGGAAUCAGCAUCAAAGUCGAAGCUAUCGAUAACGAGAGAAUACUCCCAUUGA
Molecule: messenger RNA, 2673 nt
Organism: Suillus discolor
Lineage: Eukaryota; Fungi; Basidiomycota; Agaricomycetes; Boletales; Suillaceae
Exons: 6
Source: RefSeq, a predicted model, not a curated record